This is a messenger RNA of Cannabis sativa, 1068 nucleotides long. RefSeq lists its product as uncharacterized. The record is from RefSeq and is a predicted model, not a curated record. NCBI's taxonomy places the organism in Eukaryota, Viridiplantae, Streptophyta, Magnoliopsida, Rosales, Cannabaceae. The transcript has a single exon. Bases 1 to 1068 code for a protein of 355 amino acids. Gene Ontology annotation, molecular function: catalytic activity.
AUGAAUGUUGUUUGUUGGAAUGCUCGUGGCUUGAGCAGCCCGAAGGCAUUCCGUCAACUCCGUUUGCUCAUUUCCCAAAGUAGUCCUGAUGUUUUAUUUAUUAUAGAGUCUAAAUUAUGUGCUGGUUCUAUUUCUAAAUAUCGUAAUGCUUUUAAAUUUCCUAAUGGUAUAGAAGUUCCUAGGGUUGGUCUUAGUGGGGGGUUGCUUUUCCUUUGGAAGUCUAAUGUAAAUGUAACUAUUUUACACUAUGGAAUAAACUUUAUUGACUGCUACAUGACUCUUGAUGAUAGUCCUACGUGUCACUUUUCUGGUUUCUACGGUUCUCCGGUUGUGUCCCAAAGACCUCUAACUUGGGAAUUAUUGAAAAAGCUAAGAGAUACGGCUCCACUGUUACCUUGGCUAGUUAUGGGCGACUUCAACGAAAUCAUUUCGCACUCCGACAAGUUUGGUGGUCCUCUAAAGAAUGAGAAACAGAUUGAUGAUUUUCGAAAUACUAUUGAUUUUUGUGGCUUACUGGAAACACAAUUUGAAGGAGAAAGGUUCACAUGGCACAACAAUAAUGUCAAUGGCAUAAAUGUUAAGGAAAGAUUAGAUUAUGCUUUUGUCAAUUCCUGCUGGUUUGAGAAUUUUGCUGCCAUUUCUUUGCAACAUUUGGAUUUUUUUCAGUCAGAUCAUCGAGCUAUUAAAGCCACUGUCAAAACUCGGCUUCACUCUGCUGUCCAGAAAUCUAAAUCUAGAUUUAGAUUUGAAAAAUUGUGGCUUCAGGAGGAACAAUGCCAAGAUAUUAUUGGUAAAGUUUGGUCUAGUUCUAAUGCAAAUUCUGCUGACCAACUUUCAAUAAAUUUUGCUUCAGUUGCUACUCAACUUUCUUCAUGGCAUCGGGCUAAAUUUGGGGAUUUACCAAAAAGAAUUAAAAUCACUCAAGACAAGGUUGCUGCCCUCAAUAAUUCCUCAGAUACAAGUCCUUCACACUUUGAUUUGCUCAAGUCGAAUGAAUCAAUUUUAGAUGAACUUCUGCAGCAAGAAGAAGACUAUUGGAAGCAGCGUUCCCGUGUUUCAUGGCUAUAA